CAUAAGAGACGAGUUGAGGAACAACUGAGCCCCAUAACAGAUCGAAGGCUACUCUUUUUACUUUCCCCAGGGCGUCAAACUUGGACCAAAGCUUGGGAUAUCUAUUCAUGACUUUAAACUGAGUACUUUUUUGUUUGUUUAAGGCCAUGGUUAGACAACGUUGACCAGAGCACUCAGGUUUACACAGUGUGGGCUUCAGCUGUCAUGUACAAGCCAGCAGUCUGAUGCCCUCUCUGUCCAUUCUGCCUGCCAUGGACGGGCACAGCUAUUCACAUCAGGAUGGAUCUCAACUGAACAUUGGAGGGUUCAUACUGCCUCCUGCUAUGAGCCAUGUGUUCGCCAACAACCCUUGGAGCUUUCCGCAUCAGGCAUACAUCUCUCCUGUGCAAUCUGAAAACAAUCAGCAUCUUUUCAAUGGCACGUCAGAGAUGCUCACAGAUGCGUUUCACAACGGCUUCGACUUUGACUUCUCUAGUCUGGGUCUCCCUCAGAAUGGAGACCUCCCUCAGGAUCUCUCUUGUCUAGAUGAUCUAUCCAUUUUCUCCCCUCCAAACGACUCCUUGUCCGAAUAUGCAGAUCAUAGCUUCCUCAAUACUGACAACAUGGCACCUAAUGUGCCCACAAUAUGGGACAUCAACACACCACCAUUAGAGUCAAAUUCUAACAGGUUUCAAGGUUUAAACUCUUUGGAUGACAUCACUGCUAUCAUAAAUACACCACCAAUAGGAGGUUAUCAGAGACACCAAACACAGCCCGAAGAGGAAGAGGAAGUAGAGGUGGAGGAGACAGAAGAGCUGGGUCACGUUGACACCUACGCAGACUAUAGGCCCUCUAAGUCCAAGAUAGGAAUAUCCCACCCAGACAGAGUUGUUGAGACCAACACUUUAUCCAGCGUACCUCCUCCAGAUAUCACCUACAACUUGUCCAUACCAGAAUCUACCAUAAACACCGGCCUCCUCUCUGCCCUGCAGCUGGAGGCCAUUAUCUAUGCCUGCCAGCAACAUGAAGUCAUCCUGCAGAACAACCAGAGGGCCGGCUUCCUCAUCGGGGAUGGUGCUGGAGUGGGCAAAGGCCGCACAGUGGCUGGCAUCAUUCUAGAAAACUACCUAAAGGGAAGGAAGAAAGCACUGUGGUUCAGUGUCUCCAAUGACCUGAAAUAUGACGCAGAGAGAGAUCUCCAAGACAUCGGGGCACCCAAUAUACAAGUGCAUGCCUUGAAUAAGAUAAAGUAUGGAGACACAGCUACCUCAGAAGGGGUGCUUUUUGCGACAUACUCAGCACUGAUUGGGGAGAGUCAGGCAGGUGGCCAGCACCGAACACGCUUGAAGCAGAUCCUAGACUGGUGUGAACCAUGUUUUGAUGGAGUUAUUAUAUUCGACGAAUGCCACAAAGCCAAAAAUGCUACAUCCACAAAGAUGGGCAAGGCUGUGCUGGAUCUGCAGAACAAGUUGCCGCUGGCAAGAGUGGUGUACGCCAGUGCCACAGGCGCCUCUGAACCAAAGAACAUGAUCUACAUGAGUCGUCUGGGGAUCUGGGGAGAGGGAACCCCUUUCAGAACAUUUGACGAUUUCCUCCAUGCUAUCGAGAAAAGGGGUGUGGGAGCCAUGGAGAUUGUGGCAAUGGAUAUGAAGGUCAGCGGGAUGUACAUUGCACGUCAGCUCAGUUUCUCAGGGGUUUCUUUCUGCAUAGAGGAGAUCAGCUUGGAUGAUGAUUUUAAACUUGUCUACAACAAAGCUGCCAAACUUUGGGCGGAAGCCUUGGCUGUAUUCAUGCAGGCAGCUGAUGAGCUGUGCAUGAGCUCCAGAAAGUCCCUGUGGGGUCAGUUUUGGUCAUCCCACCAGCGCUUCUUUAAAUACCUCUGCAUAGCUGCCAAGGUACGCUGUCUAGUGGAACUGGCUAAAAAGGAGUUGGAAAAAGGAAAGUGUGUUGUAAUAGGACUACAGUCAACAGGUGAAGCUCGAACUAGAGAAGUACUUGAUGAAAAUGACGGACACCUGGACAGAUUUGUGUCUGCUGCAGAGGGUGUGUUUCAAUCUCUGGUCCUUAAACACUUCCCAUCAGAGAAGCAGAGGACAGAAAAAGGAGCAGGAAACAAGAGGAAACGUAAGCCACGGGGAAGGCAGGCCAAGCAACCCAGACACGGCACUGACACGGCAGGAGUGAUUAUCAACAAUAGCGAUGACAGCAGCACCGAGUCUGACGCCAUGGACAGUGACUCCAACUCUUCGCCUGACUCUGUCCAGGACAACAGUGAUGAUGUCAUCUUCGUCAAUCACACUAGCUAUCAAAUGGCACGGUUAGAGGACAUGAAACAAGGGCUUCUCAACAAGAUCUCUGAACUGGGAAAAGAACUACCUCUCAACACACUGGAUGAGCUAAUAGAUAAAUUUGGAGGUCCAGAAAAAGUAUCUGAGAUGACGGGACGUAAAGGCCGAGUAGUGCGUCGCCUAGAUGGCCGUGUCGAAUACGAGUCCCGUGCUGAGCAGGGCCACACCAUCGACCAAAUCAAUAUCAAAGAGAAGGAUCGCUUCAUGAAUGGAGACAAGUUGGUUGCCAUCAUAUCAGAAGCAGCCAGUUCAGGGAUCUCACUUCAGGCCGACAGAAGGGUGAAGAAUCAGCGGCGAAGGGUUCAUAUGACCCUGGAACUGCCUUGGAGUGCCGACAGGGCUAUCCAGCAGUUUGGCCGCACUCAUCGCUCCAACCAGGUCACAGCACCAGAGUACAUCUUCCUUAUUUCCGAACUGGCAGGAGAGCGGCGAUUUGCAUCCAUCGUGGCAAAGAGGCUUGAGAGUCUGGGAGCACUGACUCAUGGUGACAGGAGAGCAACAGAGUCCAGAGACCUGAGCAAAUAUAACUUUGAAAAUAAAUAUGGUACCAAGGCUCUAGAUAAGAUAACCAAAGCCAUCCUUGGUCAGAUUGAAAGCAAGGUACCCCCUCCAAAGGACUAUCCUGGCGGGGAAGCCAUGUUCUUUAGAGACAUAAAGCACGGUAUGAUGGACGUAGGCAUGCUCUGCAGUCAGUCACGCUUGGGUAUCAACACAGAGAAAGACUGCAACAUCACCAAGUUCCUCAAUCGGAUACUGGGCCUGGAGGUGCACAAACAGAACUCCCUUUUCCAGUACUUCACAGAUAACUUUGACUACUUGAUUGAAAAGGACAAAAAAGAGGGCAAAUAUGACAUGGGAAUACUGGAUUUGGCUCCAGGUAAUGAUCAGAUCUAUGAGGAGACACAGGAGAAGUUUCUUACUGCUGGAAACCCACAAGAUGGCCAAGUUAUCCUUUAUAAGAUAAGUGUAGAUCGAGGUAUGCCAUGGUCGGAGGCUUUCCAGAAGCUCCAAACUCUCAGCAACCCUGAUGAAGGCUUCUACUUGUCCUAUAAAUUAAGAGGUAACCAUCCAUGCGUGUUGCUAGCCGUGCAGGGCAGUGAACGCAACAUGAUCAUCUACAAACCAAACAUCGGCAAGCAGGCCCAAACGGAAAGCCUUGAUAACCUCCAGCAAAAAUACCGCAAGGUCUCUCCAGAGGAGGCGAAGGAAAGCUGGGAGAGUCAGUUCACUUUUUCAUUAAAGAAAUGUAGCCAUGCUAACUGGAAUGGGAGAUGUAAAAAGGUGGAGGAGGGUAAGGAGUGCUUGAUGGGCACUCGGUUGCGUCAGUACCACAUGCUUUGCGGUGCUCUGCUUCGAGUCUGGAAACGGGUCUCUGAUGUAGUCGCUGAUAUCACCAGCACCAGCAUUCUACAAAUUGUACGACUCAAGACCAAAGACAGCAACAAGCAAGUUGGUAUAAAAAUCCCAGAGACCUGUGUUUCAAAGGUGCAUCAGGAGCUCUUGAAAAUGGACACAGAGGUAAAGCAGCGUCGACGGGAAAAGGAGCAGCAGGCGCUGGAGCAGCGACAUGCCGAGGAGCAACAGAGGCUAAUGGAGCAGCGGCAACAGGAGUUCUUGUCCAAGUUAUUCACCACAUCUAUGCCAGCUCUUAGUCUGGCUAGCCUCUCCACCACAUACACGGGACCCAUCUCCUUCCCUUCUUUCCCUUCUAUGAAAAAACCUUUGGAGGAAAUCCUGGACCUGACGGUUCACAAUUCCUCGCCCUCCUCACCAGUUAGCACUCAAGCUGGCCUGAGUAUAAACAAUCUCUCUGGGUCGUCUGGAUCUGCAGUGGAUGAUUUAAACCUUGAAGCUUUUAUUCAACAAGAGCAGCUGCAGCAACAACCACAACAAGAGAGUGAGUCCACACAGGAAAGCAAUGCACUGCCAGCGAAUGACCUGUUAGAAUUCUUGAUCUCAUUAAAUUCAAUAACAACAGCCCCAAGCCAGACUAUCCCAGCCUUUACCUCUUCAGACACACCUUCAUCGGCAGCCAUGGUCUCAUCAGGUGUCUUCUCUUCCACUCCAGCUUCCUCCUCUUCCAUGUCUUCCUUCCAGUUCUCUCCCUCACAAGCAUCGUCAUCCUUAUCUUCUUCAUUACCCCUUUUCUCUCUUCCUCCAACGGACCAGCACAUUCUUCCAUUGCCCAACAGUCAUUGCAGCUCUGAGGCCAUUAUAAACGUACGGGAGGUGUUGAACAACAUGCUGCAGAGCGGACCAGAACAACGCCAGUCCGUCAUUCAGUAUCCACUACCUGAGUGAGACCCUUUCUAGUCAGAUGCUCCUUUAAACGAACACACUCAGGGAUGUAGUCUCACCACUGCUGGUGAUCUGCGCGUUCACCACUGACCUCGGUUUCACAAGCAUGAGGUUCUGUUUGUGCGAAAGAGGAAGAUGGUUCUGACCAGUUUUUGAGAACAACAAUGCUGAGAAGCCAUUUGUUUUAAUAUGGUGUCCAAAUGUCUGCUCAAAUGAAAAAUUACAUGAGCAUGUUUUCUGCCAACAUCCAUAUUGAGGAUGAUCCCAACACAGUUUGUCUUUAAAAAAAUGCUCAAAACUGCUUUAUACAGUUCUCCAGCACAUCUUGGAUAUUCACUGAGGUGGUCAUUCCGGUUGUAACAAUCAAUAGAUAAUUCUGUAGUUGCCUGAAUUUUAUACACUGGGGAAAUAAAUACUAUUGAUGUACCAAAUAUAGGUAAGGGGGGCCGUUCAGACCAAACGUGUACUCACACUAAAAAAAGCUGGACACAGAGCAGCGAAUACAACCUAACGCAGGUGCCACGAGAUGCUCUUUUAAAAGUUGAAGUGAUUUUUAAUCUGACUUGGCUUUGAAAAUAUGUGGCACUCUGCAAAAGAUGCUGUAAAAACUGCUAAACAUGGUGCAAUGGUAGAAGAUGUACAUCUAGUGCAAAUUUACAUUGAAAAACUAUGGAAAAAACAGCACAGAUGGAUGUUCGGUGUGAACUGCCCCCAACUGCCCUUGCUUUAAGUGAGUUUAAAGUUAUUUCAGGUUUGUUGAAGUUAUCCUAUAACAUAGUACAGUGUAUUUUGCUUAUGUUCUGCCCACCGGUGAAGUCAUUCAAGCCUCAAAUCUGUUGAACGUUGUAGCGUUGAACAAUCAUCUGCUUAACAUUUCCACGAUAAAUCUUUGGUAGACAAAACACUUUUCCAAAGGAGCAAGAGAACAGGCUGCUGUUGAAAUGUGCCUUUGGAACAUACAAUUGAAUGUAGAUGUUUAAACACAUAAUCCUGUGCAGUUUAUGUGCAGAUAUUUGUAUUUAUUGCCUUAAUUUAUCUCUAUAUUGUUCUAACAUAGAACAGUCGGUCCUGCUGUCCCCCAUCUCACAAUGUAGUAACAGUGGUAACAGUCUAUUAGUAAAUUGAUUGGUUUAUUGAUCCGGAAAGGUCUUUAGUCACAUCUGGUUCUGCUAUCUUAAGACAUGUACUUUGUGCUCUGGUAAUGUAUCGACAAUUUCCAUAAAUCCCAGUUAGGAAACAUAAAGUGGCUGUAUCCAAUGUGACAUCAACAAUGCAAUGUAAAAUGCAUUGUGGGUAAAUCCAAAAAAAGAGCAACUAAGCUUUUAUCCUGUUGAAAUUGAGCACUUUUACACCCUAGUUGUAUUAGUGACUCUUGUCCAGAUUGUUCAAAUGUGACCAUGUUCCUUUAUUUAAUAGGUUGAAAAAGCCUAUAAUGUGUAUAUGAAUUACUUGAUUAUUUUAUUUAAUUUUAAAGGGACAACCAGUGUUUUAUAUUUUUGUUUCAAUUUUAUGUUUUAGCGUUACUACGAUAUUUGUAAUUGUGCAAAUAAAAAAUACAAAAAAUCUUAUUAGUAAACAGAAGAACAAGCGAUUUAAAACCAAUUUAAAUUUUACUAGCUAAUAUCGCUCUGUUCUUUACAGCUCUGCUCGGUGGUUGAACUCUUUCUUUUGUAGCUUUGAUUUUUGUUUAUUGUCAUUCAUUAUGCAAAUGAAAUAUACAUAUUAUAUUUUGCGGCAAUACCCAGAUAUUAAUAUUUAACUGAAACACAAAUACUUAUCCAACAGAGUUUACUGUCCCCAUUGUGUGAAACCAGUCCCUAUCUCAGGAAGAAAUCUAUUAGUUAAAGAUGUCAUUUUUUGUACGAAUUCAGAUAAUAUUGUUUACUGUAUGCGUUAAGACACGUUUCAUCUUAUAUGUGAAAUACAGCCUCAAGACAGAUCAAAUAUUAUUUAUUUAUCCAUUAUCGCUUAUUCUCUGAACAAAUUUCUUGCUUUAUUCUUUGUUAAGGUAAUUUUUUCAGCCACAUCGCCAAAUAAUGCUGACAGACAAUGACUUGUGCAAUUUCUUGUAGUUUCUCUCUUGCUUAUAGUUAUAACCCACAAUGUUUAGUUCCCAUUAGAUACAAUGAAAUUCAAGCAUUUUACCAAUUCACUGUCAUUAGUUUGUUGAAUUAAUUCCUACAGUGAAUAUGUAAGCACAUCUAAUAAUUCACAUUUUAACUUUAGAAGUUAAGUGAUAGUUUAAAGUAAAUUUUGGUAGGUCUGAUCCUAUUGAUGAACCCAUUAAUGGUUUUCUCAGUGCCUCCCCAAAAAUAGCCAAUGAAAAAGAUGAACACAGGACUAAAGCUUUUGUUAUGCACUCUAAUAAAGUGUCUUAUACAAUGACGAAAGCACUAUAUAAUGAGGCCAUGGAAGUGGGACAAAGUCAAAUAUACCCUCUGUACUUUUGACUUAUUCUUUGUAUGAUUUGCACUAAAACAUACUAAACGAGUUUCUGUCUGUUGAGUGAUACAGUGCUGCCAUGUUUGUUUCCUCUUGGCCCUUCAUGGGAAUGUUUUCAAUACUGUAACCAUCUCAAUAGAUUGCCUUCACUUUUAUAUCAACACAGCAUUUACGUAAUGUAUUGCUUCGUAAAUAAGAUUGCUACUAGAAAACAUGCUACUGAAUGUAUGUAUCUUGAAACUUUUUUUUCCUGUGUUUUUCUGUCUGGUGCUUUUAUUAUAGGUUUUGCUUUUUGCCAUUUUCAAUAUUUAUAAUUUAGAUCCAUUUGUAUAUAUUGUAAAAACAAAUUGUGCCUUUCAACUGUUUCUUAAAGAAAUUGUUUUCUACUUGUAUCUUAAUAAAAGGAACAUAUCUCAAUC
Molecule: messenger RNA, 7486 nt
Organism: Xyrauchen texanus (razorback sucker)
Lineage: Eukaryota; Metazoa; Chordata; Actinopteri; Cypriniformes; Catostomidae
Product: protein strawberry notch homolog 2-like
Exons: 32
Coding region: 225-4628 (1467 amino acids)
Biological process (GO): regulation of DNA-templated transcription
Cellular component (GO): nucleus
Molecular function (GO): histone binding; chromatin DNA binding
Source: RefSeq, a predicted model, not a curated record